GGUCGUACCUUUACCCACGCUUACGAAGUUGUGAGUUACUAUGAAUGCUCCUGCUUCGUUCGAACCAUUCCUGCUUGCCGAUGGUGAGAAGAAGAUCUCCUUCGAAAAGGAUACUCAGGUUCCAAAUGCUGCUAUUUUUACCCUAAAUCGAGAGGACCACACUGUUGGAAAUAUGAUAACAUGUCAGUUACUAAAAGAUCCAAGAGUAUUAUUUGCAGGAUACAAGGCUCCUCAUCCAUUAGAGCAUAAAAUCGUCAUUCGAGUACAUACAGCUCAUCCAGCGACACCUGUAGAUGUUUUUGUUUCUGCUCUGAAAGAUCUCAUCAGUGAGAUUUCGAAUAUAGAGGAGCAGUUCAGAGUAAGCGACCAUUUUUUCAUCAAUCUUAUUCUGUUUAGAUGGCGACAAAAUGAAACAUUGCAUUUGUACAUAUUAUUUAUUUAUAUAUUCAUAACGAUAAAAUGAAAAUGCUUGUCCUGCAAAAUUUUGUCUUUCGAUUAAUCCAUUCCUUUUUACCUUGUUGAAAUGUAAAGUUAAGGAAGUUGGGAGCAUAAUGAUGUCGGGUUAUGUAGGACUGAUUUGCUGUAAACAUUUUUGGGUGAUUUUUCUGAGGAUUUUAUUUCCUCACUUUAGCUAGUAUCACCUGAUAGCAUACAGAAAUCCCGUGUAUGUGAAGUGAAAGAUACUUGUUACUUUAAG
Molecule: messenger RNA, 697 nt
Organism: Schistosoma margrebowiei
Lineage: Eukaryota; Metazoa; Platyhelminthes; Trematoda; Strigeidida; Schistosomatidae
Source: the annotation of a GenBank genome assembly